AUGGCCCCAUCCCCCCCCGACGGCCCCCUCCAGAAGGCUCUAGCGGAAUCUGUAGCAGCAGCUUCCAUCAGAGCCUCUGAAGGACAGUCCCUAUUUGAUCCUAUCGCAAAGUUCUUGGAUCAACACCGCACCAACAAUCAAGGCCUCCCCAAACACUUAAAGGAAGCCCUGGCCCAACUCAGCGACGAACUCGCAACAGUGGCUACAACACACUUCAAAGCAUUUAUCACAGGCUCAACCCCGAUCAAGCCACAUAUACACAAAAAUGCCUCUGCAUCGAACAGCACCCCGAUCACAAAGCCUACAUAUGCCAAAGCUGCUGCCUCAACUACCUCAAAGAUCUUCAGCCAGCCUUCAGCCACAAAGACCAAAAGCAUUCAAAAACUCUCCGAGGACAACAGACUCUUCGUCCGACUCCCUCUAGCCCACCCGGCAAGAGAUAUGCAUGUCUAUGCUAUCUACACGAGCCUCAAAACCAAACUAGGAAUACAUGGAAAAGCUCUUCAGGAAAUACAGCAAACGAAGUCCGGCCUGGCCUUAUGCCCAAACAGACCCGAAUCCCUCUCAAUCCUCGAAUCCCAGAUUCAAACCAUCUCCAACUUCUUCACCUCCCCUUCUGGCACGGUCAAAGUAGAGCGAAACGCUCAAUGGCUCUCAUACCGUAUCUCCAACGUCCCCAGACGCAUAGGCCUCUUCGAAAAUGACCAAUAUACAACAGGAGAUAUGGAUUCACACAUGUUAAAACUGGCCAUUAAAGAACUGACAGGUGUCACCCCACUUCUGGUAGCGGAAACACCGAACAGCACUAUCACUCCGUCCAGUUCAACCUGCGAUUGGUUCGUCAACUUUCCAAACGAGACCAAUCCAUCCCAAAUCCCGAAGUUCAUGCGACUCUUCGGGGCACAUGAUAUUGCACUCGCUACAGCAUACAACGAAAAGUCCGACAUCAUAAUGAUACAAGAACCAUACAUCUCGAAAGACCUCUCCCGCCGAAUCACCAAAUGGCACCCAGCAUACCAAUGCUACUCCCCAACAGACAACUGGCUUGAGCAUGGUAGACCCAGAGUGAUCUCCUACAUCCGCAAAGACCUAGACAUCAUUAUCACCCAACUCAAACCCCCUCACAUUGACCCAUAUGCCCUUUCAGAUCUCCUCAUCCUCCAACUAAAAACUGAGACCAAUUACUCAGUCACCAUCUUCAAUAUAUAUAACAGCCCCCGCGGUUCUCCAACCCGCCCCCAGAAUACCACCCAAACCCUCAUCGACACCCCAGACACCUACCUUCAAGGGAACACCUUCCUCUGUGGGGACUUCAACCUCCCACACCGGAACUGGCAACCUAGCUAUACAGGAAACCUCUCUCCUGCCUCUAUCCCCUUCAACAAAUGGCUCGAAGAACACCAAUUAGUAUUCUCAUCCGAGCUAGAUAAACCUACCCACUCUAUAGGCAAUGUUCUGGAUCUGGCCUUUUGCUCCCACACACUACAUCAACAAGGCCUCAAUACCCGUGUCGCCUAUCACCUUGAUGUCACCUCGGACCACACUCCCCUCCUUACAAAUAUCCCAUGGAUAUCCAAUACAACGAAUACUUUGAAACAGCUUCGUCCUAAAAGCCUCGAUCCUAUCCUUUUCAAAUCCCUCUUAAAAACCAAUCUCACAACCCUGAAUGCCCCACCUCGAAGCGAAGCAGAACUAGACCAGUUCACCGAUGACCUUGUAGACGCCAUCCACAAAGCUUAUUGUGGCUCUGCCAAAAGAACUACAGGCCAAAACAAAGGCCAACCCUGGUGGAACGAUGAAUGCAGCAAUGCAUGCAUACAAUACCACCGAAAUCAGAUUGACAAACAACUCUUCAGACAAACCAUCCGAAAAGCUAAAAGAUCCUUCUACCGCACAAAGAUAGACCAGGCCCAACAUACCAAGGACAUCUUCGCCAUAUCUAAAUGGCAUAAAACCACAGGCUCUUUCCAUUCCCCCCCUCUCAAGGACCCCCUUCACCCCAACCGACCCCUUGCAACCGGGACCCCGGAAAAACAAACCAUCUUAAUAAACAAUCUCCUCAAAAGAGAUACAGAAAUUGGAGACAUCCCUAUAGAUUGCCCAACUGUCCCUACCAAACAACUCCCUCCCCCAAUCAUCAAUGUUCAAGCGAUACAGAACGCAGUCUUGUUGGCAGGCAAUACAGCCCCUGAGGCAGACGAACUCCCUACAGCAAUCCUCAAAGAAGCCUGGUCUCUGAUCGAGCCAUUCGUCUCCCAACUUUACUACAGCUGUCUCCACCUCGGAUAUCACCCGAAAUCCUUCCGCAGUGCGAUCCUUGCAAUCAUCCCCAAACCCAAUAAGGCCGACCUCUCCUCUCCCAGAUCAUACAGACCCAUCGCCCUACUCUCAGUCCUCGGCAAAGGACUCGAACGAUUAAUUGCCCGGCAAAUGUCCUGGACCUCGAUCUCCCAUAAAGUCCUUUCCACACACCAAUUCGGAGCCCUGCCUCUCAGAUCCUCAGUAGACCUCACCACCUGCCUUACCCACGAUGUCGAACAUGCACUUAACUUAAACGGCUCGGCCUCGUUGCUCACUCUCGAUAUCAAAGGAGCCUUCGACGCUGUCCUCCCCGGACGCCUGAUCCGGAGGCUCCGGGAACAAGGCUGGGCCCCUAACCUCACCAAAUGGUUAUCCUCCUUCGUAACCCGAAGAACCAUCCAAGUCCGCCUAGAUGGAACCACAGGCCCCAAAACAAACAUUGAAUGCGGGCUCCCACAAGGCUCCCCUAUAUCACCCAUUCUCUUUAUGUUAUACAUCGCCCCUAUCUUCAAAAUGGGGAAGGACACAAUCAAAUUCGGCUACGCAGACGAUGUAGCUAUACUAGCAGCCUCGAACUCUCUGGAUGAUAAUGUCACCGAACUCAACGCUACCACACUGGAGAUCCUAACCUGGGGCGCCUCAGAAGGCAUUACCUUUGAUCCCGGCAAAUCAGAACUCAUCCACUUCUCAAAACGCAGGACUGAACAGAACCCAGAUACUACCCCUACAAUUACUAUGGGAGAUCUAACAAUCAAAGAACUUGCCAAUGGAAAGCCCUAUAUUAGAUGGCUCGGAAUCCUCUUCGAUAAAAAGUUAUCCUUCAAAUGGCAUACGAAAGAACUAGCUACAAAAGCUAUUGUAAUAGCCAGAGCUCUUAAAUCCCUGGAGGACCCCGGCUCUUUCAAGACCCGUUUCGCCUGCCGUAUCCUAUCUCUUCCGCCCUCGGAACAGAUCGAUCCCCUAUCAGCCCCUAAAUGGCUAGAAUAUGAAUUAAGAGCAGAAAUAAUGAAGUGUAUUCACAGCCCCAAUAGCCGUACCAAACAGGAAGCAGCUACUGAAUUCAACGAUUUCUAUGACCUACUCCCUCGCGAAGAUAUCGUUAUCUUCUCUGACGGGUCUAAACUUGCAAACGGCAAUACUGGUGGCGGUUUCGUAGGGUACCAAGACAACCACAAAUUCUGCGAAGGGAGCCUUCCACUAGGAAGAAUGAAGGAAGUAUACGAUUCUGAAGCGAUCGCAGCUUUCGAAGGCCUCAAGGCCGCUAUCUCCUCGAUCGAAUCGAGAAUAGCAACAGAUAUAUACAUCUGUCUUGAUAAUAUUGAGGUAGCAGCAAGACUCCUCUCCAAAUCUACCGGAUCCUCCCAGGACACCUUCUCGGCUUUCCGCCAACUAGCCUCAACCUGGCACAAUGGCACAGUCCAUAUCCGAUGGGUCCCUGGUCAUAAAGAUGUAGCAGGAAACGAAGCGGCUGACAAAGCGGCCAAGGCAGGGGCAGCCCUCCCUCAACCCACAGGGGCCUACUCAUAUGCAGGACUCAGAAGAGUGACCAAAGGACUCAGGCAAAAAGCAAUGAAUCAGCUGUGGUCAACAGUGAUCCCAACAACCUACAGAGACCUCGAGAUCUUUACCUCACCAAGGAACCCAAAAGAACUCUCUCUCCCUAGACCCUUCCUAGGUCGCCUAAUAGCUAUCCGCUCAGGCCAUGGAGACUUCGCAUCGUACCACGAACGUUUCCUACAUCAAGACGCACAACUGCUUUGCAGAUGUGGAGCCCGUAAAUCCCCAGUACACUUCUUCUUCUGCAGUAUCGCCAAAAGAAACCACCCUUGGCCUAAAGGGAAACCUGCCGAUAUUCUUCCGUUCCUCUGCGGUACCUACGAAGGUGCUGAGGUAUUAGCAAACUGGACGAAAGCGAACGGAUUCUAUACCAACAUAUGUCCCCUCCACCUCCCUCCCCCCCCAAUCUUAAAGGGCCCCAUUCACUCGCUGAAGGAUUAA
Sclerotinia sclerotiorum 1980 UF-70 is the source of this 4299-nucleotide messenger RNA. RefSeq lists its product as hypothetical. Gene Ontology annotation, molecular function: RNA-DNA hybrid ribonuclease activity; nucleic acid binding. Bases 1 to 4299 code for a protein of 1432 amino acids. The transcript has 4 exons. The record is from RefSeq and is a predicted model, not a curated record. NCBI's taxonomy places the organism in Eukaryota, Fungi, Ascomycota, Leotiomycetes, Helotiales, Sclerotiniaceae.